Mustela lutreola (European mink) is the source of this 9233-nucleotide messenger RNA. It is a transcript of the gene PRKAA2, whose product is annotated as protein kinase AMP-activated catalytic subunit alpha 2. NCBI's taxonomy places the organism in Eukaryota, Metazoa, Chordata, Mammalia, Carnivora, Mustelidae. The record is from RefSeq and is a predicted model, not a curated record. Gene Ontology annotation, molecular function: ATP binding; AMP-activated protein kinase activity. Gene Ontology annotation, biological process: protein phosphorylation; intracellular signal transduction. The transcript has 9 exons. Gene Ontology annotation, cellular component: cytoplasm. Bases 121 to 1758 code for a protein of 545 amino acids.
AGAGAGAGCGAAAGAGAGAGAGAACGAGCCGGGAACAGUAGCAGAGGGAGAAGGAGAAGCAGGCUCCCCACUGAUCAAGGAAUCAGAUACCAGGACUUGAUCCCAGGACCCAGAAAGAUCAUGACUUUCAUGACCAAAAGCAGCCACUUAAUCAACCGAGCCACCCAGGUGCCCCUCCAGUUAUUUUUUAAAAUUGGAGAACAUCAAUUGACAGGCCAUAAAGUGGCAGUUAAAAUCUUAAAUAGACAGAAGAUUCGCAGUUUAGAUGUUGUUGGAAAAAUAAAACGAGAAAUUCAAAACCUAAAACUCUUUCGUCAUCCUCAUAUUAUCAAACUAUACCAGGUGAUCAGCACUCCAACAGAUUUUUUUAUGGUAAUGGAAUAUGUGUCUGGUGGUGAAUUAUUUGACUACAUCUGUAAACAUGGACGGGUUGAAGAGGUGGAAGCAAGGCGGCUCUUUCAGCAGAUUCUGUCAGCUGUGGAUUACUGCCAUAGGCAUAUGGUGGUUCAUCGAGACCUGAAACCAGAGAAUGUGCUGUUGGAUGCUCACAUGAAUGCCAAGAUAGCUGAUUUUGGAUUGUCUAAUAUGAUGUCAGAUGGUGAAUUUCUGCGAACUAGUUGUGGGUCUCCAAAUUAUGCAGCACCUGAAGUCAUCUCAGGCAGAUUGUAUGCAGGUCCUGAGGUUGAUAUCUGGAGCUGUGGUGUUAUUUUAUAUGCCCUUCUUUGUGGCACCCUCCCAUUUGAUGAUGAGCAUGUACCUACGUUAUUUAAGAAGAUCCGAGGGGGUGUUUUUUAUAUCCCAGAAUAUCUCAAUCGUUCUGUUGCCACUCUUUUGAUGCAUAUGCUGCAGGUUGAUCCCCUGAAACGAGCAACCAUCAAAGAUAUAAGAGAGCAUGAAUGGUUUAAACAAGAUUUGCCCAGUUACUUAUUUCCUGAAGACCCCUCCUAUGAUGCUAACGUCAUUGAUGAUGAGGCUGUGAAAGAAGUGUGUGAAAAAUUUGAGUGUACAGAAUCAGAAGUAAUGAACAGUUUAUAUAGUGGUGACCCUCAAGACCAGCUUGCAGUGGCUUAUCAUCUUAUCAUUGACAAUCGGAGAAUAAUGAACCAAGCCAGUGAGUUCUACCUCGCCUCUAGUCCCCCAUCUGGUUCUUUUAUGGAUGAUAGUACCAUGCAUAUUCCCCCAGGCCUGAAACCUCAUCCAGAAAGGAUGCCACCCCUUAUAGCAGACAGUCCUAAAGCGAGAUGUCCAUUGGAUGCACUGAAUACAACUAAGCCCAAAUCUUUAGCUGUGAAAAAAGCCAAGUGGCAUCUUGGAAUCAGAAGUCAAAGCAAACCGUAUGACAUUAUGGCUGAAGUCUACCGAGCUAUGAAGCAGCUGGAUUUUGAAUGGAAGGUAGUGAAUGCAUACCAUCUUCGUGUAAGAAGAAAAAAUCCAGUGACUGGCAAUUAUGUGAAAAUGAGCUUACAACUUUAUCUGGUUGACAAUAGAAGCUAUCUUUUGGACUUUAAAAGCAUUGAUGAUGAGGUGGUGGAGCAGAGGUCUGGUUCUUCAACACCUCAGCGUUCCUGUUCUGCUGCUGGCUUACAUAGACCAAGAUCAAGUUUUGAUUCUGUAACUGCGGAGAGCCAUUCACUUUCUGGCUCUCUCACUGGCUCUUUGACUGGAAGCACAUUGUCUUCAGUUCCACCCCGUCUAGGCAGUCACACCAUGGAUUUUUUUGAAAUGUGUGCCAGUCUUAUCACUACUUUAGCCCGUUGAUGAUGUUUCUUUAGUUUCUGUCUUUCUGUUAUAGCACUGUGAAAAUCAGAUAGAUUCUUAAAAUUAUUAUUUUACUUAUGGAUAUCAUACACUCUGGAAUACUGAUGGAGAGUCGUGAGUAUUUCCAGGGGACACUCAAUGACAUUGAAAUUAUUGAAAACAAAAAACUCCGACAUUUUAUUUACAUAUAGACGUCUAUACUUCUGUUUUGCCUAUGAUAAAUUCAUAGAGGCAGUAUCUUUAAUUGGUGAACAUUGAUGAAGAGUAUUGUUACUUUAAAAUUGUGAGUUCACUACAGAUGAUUAAUACACCUUCACUGGUGAGUCAUCUCAGUCAAAGGGUGGUUUGGCAAUACCUCUUUGCUCUACUAUUUAGUGUAGGUAAAUCCAGUUUAUUUCCUAAAGUUCAGCAGGCUUUAAGCUGUGUUAUGCACCCAGUCUUCUUGCACAAGAUUAAGAAAAAAUUAACACAGCCAUUAGUAAGAUGGUAUUUAAAUGUUGAAAUCUUAAAGGCUGGCCCCCAGAAUUUCAGAAGCCAAGUUCUUCUAGUAGUUUUAGGUUUUGAAAAUACUGCCUAGUGUUUAACAGAAGGGUUGUGGUCCUGAAACAGAUAACUGGUUUCUAGGUUCCUUAAAAACAGCUUAUAAAAAAAACAAAAAAAAAAAAACAGCUUAUAACCAGCUAGAGAUUUUAUUUGAGAUUUCCUUGGAUAAUAUAUUUACUUAAGAGUCUUCGGUGUUCUACUCAGUAUUAGAACAUCUGAAAUUACAAUUUUUGGUUUUUCAUAAAAAACAUUUUUUUAAACUUAACAUCAUUUAAAAACAUGCCUUCGAAACUACCUUUCUCAAAUUCUUUUUGCCUCUAUUUAUUUUUGUAUUUCACAAGCAUGAUAAAAUAGUUAAAUGAAACAAAGCAAAAUACCAACAGUCCCUUAAAAUAGAACUUUUACCUUUGGUUUAAUGUAUGUGGUGGUGGGGAGUGUGUGCCUAUGUCCCCCUGCAUCCCACAAUGCUAAUUCUUCAUCUAAAGUUCAAGUUUAUUAUCACAGCCAUCUAUCUCCCCCUCCCGCCCCCCCCCCCCCGCCCCUACCUUCCCACCACCAGUUUCUUUGUUGUUUGAUCCUUAGUGGCUGAUUUACUUAGCUUUUAAAUCUUUUCUGGUUCCCUUUCUUUGUUCUGAAUCUUGGUUGCUAGCCAUCCAGUUUGAAAACACUGUUCUGGCCCUAAGGGUUUUUUUGUACCUCCAAAGCUUAGUGGGUUGUGACCUUACCUGUUGAGGCUGUUAGGCUAGGGAAGCCUUAAACAUUAAAAAAAAAAAAAAUUCUCUCUUGAAUAAAUGUAUGUGUUGUUUACAUAUAUACAUAUAUGUAUUCACACACCAGUGCUUUUAAAGGAAAAACCAAGCAGUUUCUUUGUUUUGCUUUGUGCUGGUUUUUUUUUUUUAAAGUUUAAAAAGAAACCUAUAUACAGCAGAUUAGAUAAUAGCUCAUUGCUUAUAUUGUUUUAGUCAAAGUAUUUAAUUUUUCAAUUAUGUGUAAUUUAUCUAAUUUGUAUUUAUUCAUUUGUUUAAUGUGUUAUAAUUACACUCUCAUUCACCUGACUUACCCUAGAUAAGAUUAAGCUCUUGAAAACAGGUUUCUGUUUGCCAAAAAUAAUGUUUUCUACCAAGAAGCAAAUGAAAAUCUUUGGCCAAGUUUCUCUUAUGUUUUUGGAAGAUAAGCAUGUCUGUCUUUAAGUAGUUUCGAGUCAGGAGUUUGCAGUGUGUCACAUCAUAUUGGUUUAUAGAACUUUUUAAAAAUAGUGUUAAGUAACUUUUAAGUCUGACUUCAUAAUAUCUAAAGGAAUCUUUGCUCACCAAUUUGGGAAAAAGUGUGGGUUUGCAUUAAACUCUUUUUAAGUUUAAACCUUUGAAAGAUUGCCAUCUAGUGGCACCAAAGGGUACUUUUUGUGAUUGUUUUUAGAGGGAUAAUCGUUCUGCCGUGCGUUAUAGAUAGGGCAUAAUUUUAACGUCUUCAAAUGUGUAAAUACCUCUUUUGGGAAGAACAGGUCCACCUCAUACGAUUUGCUUUACUAUGAUUGAUCUUAGAAAUAGGAAUUCUGAUGAUUCCUUAUCCCUAAUGACAAAAUCCCUAACAAUUUUGAAGGUGGAAAAACAGCAAGGAAUACAGUGGCAUUUUAGCUUUGUUAGUCGAAUAAAUCAGAUAUUAAGAACUUAUUCAUAUAAAAAUACUUUAUAUUGGUGAUUAUCAUGUUUAUUGAGAAUUAAAAAUAUUAUAUGCUAUUUUCUCAUUCGUGCCAGUAUUUGUGAAUAUCUACAUUUUGAUGGCUAUCUGUUGAAUUUUAGGAGAACCAGGGUUGCAGUUUCAGUUCUCUUAUGCUUACAUUUUUAAAGCACAGCUACUCUGAAUCUAGAAGGUACAGUAAAUUACAUUAUAUUGAGGAGAUUUCAGGAGGCUCAGUAUGGCAUAAUAGGGGCCGGAAUAAUAUCAGAGGAGGCUUUUGUUGCUAAUGGGCAGGAAAAGGGAAAGAAUCAGUUGCUAAAUUCCCACAUUUCAAUAUUGUAAGCUGGUUAAUCAGGGGUGUGGUAUGUGGUUGUUAGAUCUGUGGUGGGAAGAAUUUCUUCAAGUUAAGAUUUUGGAGGAGAGCUUCUAUUAUUAGGUUAUAAAGAGUUAGCUACAUCAUGGAAAUGAACUCCAUAAGGUUCUACAAUAGCAUUUCCCACACUGUAUCCCUGAGGUGCUGUGCUGAAAAACGAGUCCAUUGAGAAGUUUGGAAAGUGUUAUAUGUCACACUCUUGCUUGAGGAUGGAGUGGAUAUGAGAAUUAAAGACUUUGAAAAGUCCUUCAGUGAAAAAAAGAAAACUUUAACACUGCUUUCCCCAAAUUAAUUUAACUACUUUUAAUCUUAAUAUUCCAUGGGAAAAGGCAAAUUUGGAAAAUACUAUUUUAGGAAACUUACUGUUCCAGGUUGCUAUAAUUAAUUAUAAUAUAUAUGUAAUAUAUAUAUUACAUAUAUAUAAUAAUAUAUGUAAUUAUAUAAUGAUAAUUAACAUAGGAAAGAAUAGAAUUAAGGUAUCUUCUUACCAGUUGCUGGAGAGAAUAUGGUUCAGAAUCAGAAAAAUUUUAUUUUAACCUGUGGACAUACUCAUUUGAGCAAAUGCUGGCCUAAACAAAAUUUUGUGUCUAUGAUGUGUUUCAUAGCACCUUGAUUUUCUUAACCAGGUUGUGGUAUUGUUUGGGAGCAAAAUUUAUUAAUUGUUGUGUUGAAUGGAUAGCUGAGAAAACUUAAAGCAGAUUACUUGUAAAAAAAAAAAAAGGCCUAAGAAACUAGUGACUAAUGCUUAUUAUGGCUCUAUGGCUUUGUAGGCAAUGAGUCUAUGACAUUGAUUCUCACUUUCAAACUGUAUAGUCCAUGAACAUUUUCUAAAUACAGGACACCAUAUUUAGAUCUAAUUCCUGUAAUCUUUAAUGGAGGAACAGAUAAAUUGAAUGGGGAGGUAGGCAAACCUAUUUCAAGUUGGAUUUUGUUUUGAUCAACAAACUUUUGGCACACUUUUGUAACCUCAAGUGUUUUGUUCCUUGGUAUUAGUCUGCUAUAACAAGAAUCUAGGAGCCUAAAUUAAUUGGAAGUACCAGUAUUUCUCUGUCAGAGAAUUGGCUGUAUGUUUUACAGAAAUUCUCCAUUUUCUGCAAAUAGGGUUCCCAUAAGAGCUGCAUAAUUGUGGGUUGCUUUUUCUUAUUCUCUAGCCAGUUUGUACUCAGGGAACAUAGACUUUUUUUGUUUUUAUAUUGGAAGAGACAUAAUUAAGAAAAUAAUCAUAGACAACUGUUACAGGUUUUCUGACUGUUUGAAUUUAUUUGUUGCUUCUAUUAAUGUGCAGUAUACUGAGUUAAUAUCAGCACUGUACCUUCCACUUAUAAAAUAGAAAAGCUUAGAAUAUGCUUCCCACAGACACGGUAUCUUUGUCUGCCACUGGUUAAUAAUUUAAAUCCUGUUGAUGGCUGUGAAAUCUCAAUAUCUAAAUGCAAACCAUGUUCAUGGUUUUGUCUGUUUUUGUUUUUAAAGAACUCCACCUUUUCAAUCUGGCAUAUCUUUACCUGGUCAUUCUGUCAUUCUGUGACUUUUUAAAUAGGGAAGGUAAUUUAUUUUAAUAAUCGUUCUCAGAGGCUCUAUUAGAAAUUCUAGAUGAGGAAUAUGUGCAAUCUGUUAGUAAAUCACACCUAUGUUGGACCUCAGUUUGUAACCUCUAAAGUGGGAGGAUAGGCUAAAAGGCUUCCAAGGUACAUUUGAGCUUUAAAGUUCUGUCUUUGCCUUUUUUGUAUGAUUAUGUUAGUGUUCACUUUUUAUAUAUUUGGAGAUUUUAUACUAGUGUCAAUGUUCUGUAUUUGUUUGGUGAGGCAUUUUAAAGGUUUAUACUUGAAAAAAAAUUUAAAUACAGCUGUCCUCUAGAAUACAAAUGGCAAAAGUCAUCUAGAAAACUGAACGUGUUAAAACAUCAUGUGCACUUGGCAGAAGCAAAAUAUUACUGAUUUGAAGUAUUAGAAGUGUUCCAUACUUUUUUAUAGUGAUUUUUAGAUCCAGAGACCAUGUCUAUUAAUAUAGUUAAUACACUACAGUAACCUUGUGAGGUAUAACCACUUUGUAGUUGAGGAAGCAGGACCACAAAGCUCUUCAUAAAGCUUUAAUGCCAUACAAGUAUUCAGCAGUGAUCACUGCUCUUUCUGUCCCACCUUCCUCAAGGGGAGAGCAGUCUGAAUCACUGAAACAUCUGAGGAGUUGAGUAAUAAAGAUAAACCCAGAUGUAUUGCUUUCAAGUCUUUGAGUGACAUAAAGUAGUCUUAACUGAAUAUUUCUUAAUUAUUGGAACUGGUUGAUUAUACUAACUAAAAUUAUUUAUGAUUAGUAUAUUGAUAUUUAUCAGUACUUUUGAAUUAUUGAGGGUGCUUAUAAAAUACUGAAGGUGUUUUAAGCAUGAUUCUUCCUUUAAUUUUAUUUACUUGAUCCUUGUAGCACAGUCUUUUAUAAAAAGUAAAACUAGCUGCAGCCCCUAUCUUAAAUUAUAAUAGUUUUUGACUGUUAUCUGAAUUAGGUUUAUCUAAAUUUCAUGUACACAUUGAUAAUUUUUCAUUUUGUAUGGGUAUUUAGAUGAUAAACACUGUUUUCAUAGAGUAUAUCUCUGUUCACGAACUACCUAAUUAUUAUUGGCUUGAUAUUCUCCCAGAAAUGUAAUGUUUGAUGAGCUUUAAAAAAAUGAUACGUUACUUGAACAAGUUCCUGGCUUCCUUACUAGCCUUUCCACAUAUAAUCUUGAUGGAUUUUAUGCCACUGAACAGUAAUAGCAUAAAGUAAACAGUAAGAGCAUAAAGAACCAGACUCACAGUUGAGACUGGACUGAGUUUUAAUUAAACUUUUCAGCCAGAACCUGGUAAGUGUCAGCCUGAGUCUAGAAGUUACCAGACUGUGGGCCGGUAUUAACGUAGUGAGCCAGUAUUUUAUUUACUGCCCCACUUGCAGAGCAGUGUCAUUUUGCAGCCGUGACUGUGAUGGGAUUUUGGGUAACUACUGUUUAUAUUCAAAGCAGUUUAGGUUUUGCGGAGGUAGCUCAUGAGUAUUUGGACAAACAAGAUAGGUAAAUUUCAGUUACAUUUAAAGUGCAAUUAAGGAAACCCCAGAAUAGUGUGUUCUUUCCAGGAAAAAAAGCUGAAGUAUUUGUAGAGUAUCUUAGCAUGAAAACUUUUCUGAACAUACACAGGAUUUUGACAAGGUUUAUCUGUGUGAUUUUGCAAGGUUAACUGCUUUGUGUUGAUUUAAAAUUUCAAGGAGGCACAGGAAUGGUCUAGCCCCAGUGAAUUACAUAGUUAAUUUUUACUGCUUAUAAGAGUUUAUUUCUUACUAAAAAUCCCUUUUAAGUUAAUUUUGUUAUAAAGAAAGGCCAUUCUUCUAGAUGGAUAACAUUUUCCUGAAUGGAAAAAAAAUAGAUUAAUUGCUCUAAACAAAACACCUUAAUUGUGCCUUCUCAAAUUAUAGGAAUAGUAAUAAUUAGUCAAAAAUUUGUCUGAAGUUGUUUUUUCUAAUUGCUCUUGUUUUCCCUCAGUUCUGCCCUCCACAGAUGGUUACAUUGUUUGCUUUUGCCUGUUUGGUUUUCAGGCUCCUUUGACUAUACCUCACCCUAUACUGUCAAAAGCUGUUCACUGGAUGUAUUUUUCUGUUGCCUUUAUGUUGUUUUACUUCUUAAGUCACUUUGGUGAAACUUUGGCUGCUUUCUCAUGUUUUUAAAAUGAAUGCAGUGAUUAACAAUCUUUACAGUUCAAAUGUUUGUAAAGGCAAGAAAUAAUGCAGAGCAAAGAACAAAAAUUAAUUUGGAAUGUGAUUCUCAGUUUGGUUGGAUUUUCUUUUACAAAAUGUGGACGAUAACCUACCUCACAGACGUGUGUGAGAAACUGUUUGAGGGCCCUUACUUAAAUACAGGUUUAUCAUCAUAUUUAAGGUAAAUCCCUUCCUUUCUUCUUUUUAAUAGAAAUCUUUGAUACUGAUAGGAUGACUAUCUUGAUUUUAGAAGUUUAAUGUGGUAAGAAUAUAGUGGUAAAAAUGUUUAAGACCACAGUUUCACGAAUUAUGGUAUUCUUAUUUUAAGUGACUUAAAAUUUCUUGAAAACAUCAAAUAUUCAAAUUUUGAACUUGUCUUUUGUGGCAACAAAUAUCCAGAACUUCUUAAGUUGUUGGCUGAGUCUGCCUUAAUGUACCAAAAUACAGCUUUCUCUCAAGACUGUUCACAAAUCUCUCUGGUUGUACAAUGUUUUGUGUGUUUAAUGUAAAAUUGUUAGAGAACUGUGAACUCUAAGCAGAGUAAUCUAAAUAUUGUUUUAAGAAGAAUGCCUGUGUUCUUUGUCAUGUAUGCUUAAAUAUCAUACAGUGAAUUUUGAGUGCAACAAAUAAAACUGAAAGUUGAUAGCCAUUAGGUUAUGACCAUGACAAUCAUAAGAAAAUGCAAGAUUGGAUAUUAGUCAAAACAUUUUCAAGAAUAUCCUAUGUUCAUUCUUUCUUAGCCUAUUUUUGAAAAAGAAAAAAUACUCCAUAGGCUGAGUCACCUGUUGAAGCACUUGAUAUAUAUCUAUUAAAAUCUUUUUUAAAACCUUUGAAAUUGGGAUCACUCUUUAUAAUUUAUUUCAGGAAAAAAGAAAAAAGCCCCGACUUCAAAUGCUUUUGUGUUUUAAUAACCAUAGAUUCAAAUUUCAGUUUUGUUUGUUACGUAUUUUUUGUGGGUGUUAAAUGAUCAGUGGGAAGGCUCUGUCUUCCAGUAACCACAUGGUAAAGAUGUCAUCUUGAACAACAUAGCAUUUCAUAGUUGCAGGUUCUCCCUGAUUAAUAUUUGCACUGUGCAUACUUAUAGGUAACAAACAAAAGAGAAAAACAGCUUGAUUGCUUAUAAGCUUUUUUCACAAAAUCAAAUUAAAGUCUCUGGUUAAUGUGAAAGCUA